This is a messenger RNA of Canis lupus familiaris (dog), 1827 nucleotides long. RefSeq names its product LTV1 ribosome biogenesis factor (gene LTV1). The coding region runs from base 169 to 1593 and encodes 474 amino acids. The record is from RefSeq and is a predicted model, not a curated record. Gene Ontology annotation, biological process: ribosomal small subunit export from nucleus; ribosomal small subunit biogenesis. Lineage: Eukaryota; Metazoa; Chordata; Mammalia; Carnivora; Canidae. The transcript is spliced from 11 exons. Gene Ontology annotation, cellular component: preribosome, small subunit precursor; cytosol; nucleus.
CGGUCCGCGCCUUACUUCCGGUCCGGAUUCCGGGGUUGCACGUGUGGAGCGGCCUGGGGACGCGGCUGGGAGCGGGGCCUCGCCGGCUUCCGUGUGCUGCGGAGUCGCUUCCCCGGGGCUCGGAGAGUGCUGUCAUCCUCCUCCGGGUGAGCGCCGCGCGGCUGCAACAUGCCUCACAGGAAGAAAAAGCCUUUUAUAGAAAAGAAGAAGGCUGUAUCUUUUCACCUGGUCCACCGGAGUCAACGAGAUCCUUUAGCAGCAGAUGAGACUGCACCCCAGAGAGUUCUGUUACCCACACAGAAAGUAAAUGAUGAAGAAAGGCGAGCAGAACAGAGGAAGUAUGGCGUGUUCUUUGAUGAUGACUAUGACUAUCUGCAGCACCUUAAGGAACCAUCUGGGCCCUCAGAGCUUAUUCCCACAAGUACCAUCAGUGCACCCAACAGAAGAGACGAAAAAGAGGAAACUUUAGUAAUUUCAACCACGGGAAUUAAGUUGCCCUCAUCAGUAUUUGCAUCAGAGUUUGAGGAAGAUGUUGGAUUAUUGAAUAAAGCAGCUCCUGUUUCAGGACCUCGGCUGGAUUUUGAUCCUGACAUUAUCGCGGCUCUUGAUGAUGAUUUUGACUUUGAUAAUCCAGACAAUCUGCUUGAAGAUGAUUUUAUUCUUCAGGCCAAUAAGCCAACAGAAGAAGAGGGAACAGAUAUACAGAAAUCUGAGGCCGAAGAUGACAGUGAGUGGGAAGAUAUGGAUGAUGAGAAGGAAAGAGGUAGUGAUGACGAUAACUAUGGCUCUGUGGGCUCAUCAGAUGAGGCCAUGUCUGUCCCUGGAAAAUCUCCUGGGGCUGUAGAAAAUCACUUGUUCUGGGAAGAGGAAACGAAAAGUCGCUUUACUGAAUAUUCUAUAACAUCCUCAGUCAUGAGGAGAAAUGAGCAGCUGACUCUUCAUGAUGAGAGAUUUGAGAAGUUUUAUGAGCAAUAUGAUGAUGAUGAAAUUGGAGCUCUGGAUAAUGCUGAAUUGGAAGGUUCCAUUCAAGUAGACAGCAGCCGCUUAGAGGAAGUCUUGAAUGACUACUACAAAGAGAAGGCAGAGAAUUGUGUAAAACUGAAUACUCUUGAACCUCUGGAGGAUCAGGACUUGCUAAUGAAUGAACCCGAAGGGUCUGAGGAGGAAGAGAUUGUUACCGUAGUUCUUGAAGAAGCCAAAGAGAAGUGGGAUUGUGAAUCUAUUUGUAGUACAUACUCAAAUUUAUAUAACCAUCCACAGCUUAUCAAGUAUCAACCAAAGCCCAAACAAAUCCAAAUAUCUUCUAAAACAGGAAUACCUCUCAAUGUCUUACCUAAGAAAGGACUCACAGCAAAGCAAGUUGAACGAAUGCAGAUGAUUAAUGGCAGUGAUCUGCCAAAGGUGUCAACCCAACCUCGAUCUAAAAAUGAAAGCAAAGAAGAUAAAAAAGCAAGAAAGCAAGCUAUAAAAGAGGAGCGCAAGGAACGAAGAAUGGAGAAGAAAGCUAACAAAUUAGCCUUCAAACUGGAGAAAAGAAGACAAGAAAAGGAGCAGCUGAACUUGAAGAAGAACGUUGAGGGGCUAAAGCUAUGACAGUAGAGCAUUUAGGAUAAGGAGCCUUCUCCAUUGGGGCUCCUUGUUAUGUUCAGUAUUGAACAAGGAUCUUCAAAGAGACAAAACAAUUUAAUUUGCCAUUUUUAAUGGCAGGUAUUUAUACCACCAAGUUUUCUCUGCCGUCUUUCUUGUAAAUAUUGUAACAUUUUAAGACUUAAUAUUAUAAGCUUAGAAUUUGCUCUGAAAUAAAAUGAUUUCACAAAUGUGAAAUGA